AAAUAUCAUAAUUUACAAGUGUUGGUGUUUUUGUUUGUUUUUCGUAAGUGCUAAGCAGAAGUGUUUCUCAGUGCUGAGUCAGUAUGCUGUAACGUUUUGAUACCAUGGCAGUAACUUGUGUAAAGAAGGCGGGGUUGGGUGUGACGGGUUUGGUGUGCAGCGAGCUGAUUGGAGCGUGAUAUUAUCUAAAGGCACACACACACGCAUUCAGAUCAGAGUGCUACUGUGCAUGUUUUCAGUUUCAGUUACACGCACCAAAGUGACACGUUAACACUUGAGCAAGCGAUGGCUGGACCGAGGCCUGUGGUGAUGAGCGGACCGUCUGGAGCUGGCAAAAGCACUCUGCUGAAGAAGCUGCUCAAGGAGUUUGAUGGCGUAUUUGGCUUCAGCGUUUCCCAUACGACGCGGAGCCCCCGUCCAGGAGAGGAGAACGGCAAAGAUUAUCAUUACGUUACCAGGGAAGUGAUGCAGGCGGCCAUAGCAAAGGGUGAAUUUAUCGAAAAUGCUGAAUUUUCAGGGAACAUGUAUGGAACAAGUAAAGCAGCUGUACAGGCUGUUCAGGCCAAAAAUUUGAUUUGCAUUUUGGACAUUGACAUGCAGGGAGUGAAGAACAUCAAGAGAACCGAUCUCAACCCCAUCUAUGUGUCCAUCCAGCCUCCGUCAAUGGAAAUCCUGGAAAAACGGUUAAGGGAUAGAAAAACAGAAUCUGAGGAAAGUCUACAAAAACGUUUACAUGCAGCCAAAGUUGACAUGGAAAUAAGUAAAGAGCCAGGUUUAUUUGAUGUGCUGAUUAUCAAUGAUGACCUUGACUUUGCGUAUGGGAAAUUAAAAGAUGUUCUUCUUGAGGAAAUCCAGAAGGUCAGAGACACCAACAAAUCGUCCUGCUAACCACAGCGACCUCUCUCUUCACCUCCAGCUUCAGGAGAACCUGUUCAAACCUCGACAUUCCACCCAGGACAGACUUUCUGAGGUUCAGUCCAUUCUCCAACACCGCUGAACGUCAAACAUGUGUAUAUAUACAUUACUAUACGGUGCAGGCUAAUAUUAUAUAUUCUGAGUUUAGGUUAUGACCACGUGCGUUACGUAAUUCCUGGGCCAAAGGUCAGAAACAUGAAGAUUCAUCCAAGAAACACUCUAAACUCUCAAGUCCUUGUUUUUGAAAUGUUUGUGUUUUGAUAUUUCUUUCACAUUUUUUAUAACAAUGGAAGAGACAAUACAGGUUGUAGAUUUUAUAUAUCUAUCUAGCAUGUUCACUAAUUUAUUUUGUAUUUUUUUUCUAUGCUUAUCUUUUAUAACAACUCAUUCUUUGCUGUUGCAAACACAACACAGCUUUCCAUUCGCAGUAUUUUAACAUUCAGAGCUAUUAUCUGCACAUUUGCGCAGCGUGUUGCACCUGCUUUCAUUCAUAUCAUUGCAUCUGAACGUCUAGCAUCGUACAAAUCGAGUAAAGCUUGAUUAGUUAACUAAUACCUAAUUCUUAAAUGAUGGAAAUGGUUGCGUCUCAUCUGCUGGUGUCUUAAAAUGCGUAAUCAUUUUCCGCAUGCACAUUACUCAGAUUACGCUUUGUAAAUAAGGAUAUUUCACUUUAACAUGUUUACCAGCUUUGAAAGUUUUAUAGAGUUCAAAGCCGAUUCAGACUCAGACUUUUUUUUAGUGCAGGGCAGCUUAUAAACACAGCCACAAGUCUCUUAAGUAGGUUUAGGAUACAUUAUUGAUGCUUUUAGUCUUAUACAGCUGAUCUUUAGUAGAUAUUCAGAUUCUUCCAGCAAUUCUGAUCUGUUCCUGUUAAUAUUAAAUGUGACCAUCAAAUAAUAUAGAUACCAGAAUAAUACAUUAUUUUUCACUGAAGCUAUAGAUUACAUGCACAAUUCAUUUGAUCUUCUUGCCUAAUUUUACCUAAAUUACAUCAUUAUGCUUAUUAGCAAUUGAAACGUUUAUUAUAAUAAAAGACCCACUGUUAGUAUAGAAAGUGAUUUCACAUGAUAAAAUACUCCAAAAAUUUCAAAUCAUGUGCUAAAUGGUGGUUUCAGUCCACCUGGUAUAAUGUAUAAUAAUAGUUUUGAGUUUUCUUAUGUUUUUCUAUGGAGCACACACACUGUGGCUGCAUCAGAAGAACGUUUAUAUUUCUUUCUCCCAACCUUCAAAGUACUGUAUGUUACUCAUUGUCCAUUGAGUGUGAAAAAGAUGUAAUAUAAUAACUUGUGAUGUACAGACCUACAAAUGAAACAUGAAGUUUAUCAAAAUGUAACAAAGGUUUUCAUAAAAUGGCACAAUUUUAAAUAAUCAGAAGCAGCCAAAUGACCAGACACCAGCUGUUUCUGGCAUGUAGAACGAUCUUGUGUAAGUUUACUUUUUUUAUGAUGUUUUUAUUUUUAAAUAUGGUUGAAUGUCAUGCCUGGCUUUAGAAUCCAUGGUUUGCGGUCUCUAGGGAAUCUUAUAAAACUGCAGAGUUUCAUGUCAUUCCUUGGUGCAUCUUAAACAUUUCCUUGAAAGAAAUCUGUCAAAUGUUUGUGGUGUAUGUGAAAUCUGAGAAAUGUCUCAAAACAAUGUCUAAACCAAAUGUCUCCGUUUCCUUUUUUGUAUUCUAGAAAUAUUUACAUGUACCAUGCAAGUGUAAUAAAACUACACCAUUACAGUCAAGUACGUGACUGUCUGAUUAGUUAUCAGUCGAAAUAUACAUUGUAAUGUCU
Messenger RNA from Onychostoma macrolepis, 2690 nucleotides. RefSeq names its product guanylate kinase 1a (gene guk1a). The transcript has 8 exons. Bases 286 to 888 code for a protein of 200 amino acids. Gene Ontology annotation, biological process: purine nucleotide metabolic process. Lineage: Eukaryota; Metazoa; Chordata; Actinopteri; Cypriniformes; Cyprinidae. Gene Ontology annotation, cellular component: cytosol. Gene Ontology annotation, molecular function: GMP kinase activity. The record is from RefSeq and is a predicted model, not a curated record.